Molecule: messenger RNA, 1446 nt
Organism: Sinocyclocheilus grahami
Lineage: Eukaryota; Metazoa; Chordata; Actinopteri; Cypriniformes; Cyprinidae
Product: cysteine-rich hydrophobic domain-containing protein 2-like
Exons: 6
Coding region: 32-550 (172 amino acids)
Source: RefSeq, a predicted model, not a curated record
CGCUCCCUCCACAGCACUGUGCCAUGACGUCAUGAGCGUCCUACUGCCCAACAUGGCGGACUUUGAUACCAUUUAUGAGUUAGAAGAAGAUGAGAGAAUUGUGAGUGAAGAACAUCUCGUCAGAUACUGUCCCGACCCUGUGGUCAUGCGUGGGGCUGGUCACUUCACCGUGUUUGGACUAAGCAACAAAUUUGACACAGAGUUUCCUUCCGUUCUCACAGGAAAGGUUGCUCCAGAGGAGUUCAAGACGAGCGUCAAUCGAGUAAACGCUUGCUUGAAGAAGAACCUACCGGUCAAUGUGAAAUGGUUGCUCUGCGGCUGCCUGUGCUGUUGCUGUACGGUGGGCUGCAGUCUGUGGCCUGUCAUAUGUCUCAACAAGAGAACGCGAAGAUCCAUCCAGAAAUUGUUAGAAUGGGAAAACAACAGAUUAUAUCAUAAGCUGGGGCUGCACUGGAAACUCAGCAAGAGAAAAUGUGAGAGCAGCAACAUGAUGGAAUAUGUUGUUCUUAUAGAGUUCUUACCAAAAUAUCCUAUAUUCAGACCUGACUAAAGGACUUCUGCUGGAUCCUCGUGGAAGGCCCUUCUUUCCUCUCCUUAGUGCCUUGUAUAUAUGUCGGAUUGAGGGUCUUCACUGGGUUUCUACAAGACCCCUUCUCCCAGUACCUUGUACAGUAGAAUUUGCAACACUGUCACUUUGCUUUAGAGCAGAUUUUGCACAUUUCCUGAUGUAGUAGAAGCGCUCCUGUGUUGCACUCAGAUGUUUUGUUACAUAUAAUGAGAGAUGGGAAGAAAGCAAACUCUGAUGCUGUUUAACAAGUGCAUUUACCCCAAAGUAUUAUGAACAAGGCACCUUAUGGUGUAAAUUUGCCUUAUGUUAAAGGACAACAGUGUGUCAGAAGUGUGUGGUGUUUUAAUGUUUUCAGAGUGUGAUGACUAGCGUUGGGGCUUUUGAAGCUAGUGCAGCAGAUGUUUGAACUAGCUUAGAGGAACAGUCAGCACCAUGAUCUGGCACAUUUGCGAUUGUCUACUACACGGGGAAGUCAACAAACUGACUUGUAAAUAUCAUGGACAGGAUGUACAGUGUGGUAUACCAUGUUUACAUUAUGUAAUUUAGCUGGUUAUACGUUUUUCGCCAAGAUAUUAUUGUAGCAUAGUUUGUUUAUAAGCUGUGUCUCUGUAACUUUACACUUUAUAUGGACCUGUUUACCCAGUAAGCCAUAAAAUGUACGUACAAGAUGCCACUCGAGUUAGGGCUGAAAAUUGCACUUGAGCACACGAGGACAAGCAGAUUGUCCUGGAGGUUUUUGAUAUUGUUUUACAAUGUCAUUAGUAGUGUGUUUAAAAACGAUAACGUAUGCCAAUCAAGCAAAAUUUGUUACCAAGAGUAAUGUCAUUCAUUUUUGCGCCAAGCGAUAUUUACCUAUUCAAGUUUUUGUUGGAAUAUAC